GUAGAGGCUACUGUGCACGCAGAUCCACUCAACUGUUCCACAUCGUACCCUUCCAAGUUCUAAAGAUGACGAUCGUCGAGAUGUGUGUGCACAUGGACUGCUCGGGGUGCGAGAACAAGAUACGAAAAGCCCUCUCCAAGCUACAAGGGGUGGACAGCGUAGACAUAGACAUGGUGAGGCAGAAGGUGACGGUGACCGGGUGGGUGGACCAGAAGAAGGUCCUGAAGGCGGUGAGGAAGACGGGGCGAAGGGCGGUGCUGUGGCCGUAUCCUCUGGACGCGGAGCACAACGUCUACACGCAGGGAUGCUACCAUCUGCAGCACCCGACGCCGGCUCACCGUCUGCUCUUCGACGCCGAACCACACUCUUACAACUACUACAAGCACGGGUACGACGACUCCACCUUGCAUGGCUACUACCAGCAACCAGCGCACACCCAUAUCAUCGAGGAGGAAGCCCGCGUUCGCUUCAGCGACGACAACCCUAAUGCUUGCUCGAUCAUGUAGCUCAUGCAUGUGUCACACAGG
Messenger RNA from Musa acuminata subsp. malaccensis (wild Malaysian banana), 527 nucleotides. RefSeq names its product heavy metal-associated isoprenylated plant protein 28-like. The record is from RefSeq and is a predicted model, not a curated record. Lineage: Eukaryota; Viridiplantae; Streptophyta; Magnoliopsida; Zingiberales; Musaceae. Gene Ontology annotation, molecular function: metal ion binding.